Messenger RNA from Drosophila miranda, 1310 nucleotides. RefSeq lists its product as uncharacterized. The coding region runs from base 16 to 873 and encodes 285 amino acids. Lineage: Eukaryota; Metazoa; Arthropoda; Insecta; Diptera; Drosophilidae. The transcript has a single exon. The record is from RefSeq and is a predicted model, not a curated record.
AUUUAAAUGCUGUAAAUGCAGCGCCAUAGCAAAGCAAGUGUCGCCAAAAGCGGAAACGGCAAGCUGGAGACGCACUAUAUGGCCAAAAUGGGAAAGUGGAUAACCCCCGAAGAGGAGGCACGCCAAAAGUUCAUCAUGCGGGAACGGGAUCGCGAGCGGAGUACCGCCGAGUACCGCCAGAUGGAGGGAGAGCGGCACCGAUUCCGCAAGCAGACGCCAAGGCCCAGUUUGAUGACACCCGAGGAGGAGGCGCGCCACAAGUGCAUCAUGCACGAGCGGGAUCGGGAAAGAAAGCGCAUGAAGCGCAUGAAUCCCGAAUAUCGGCGAAUGGAGCGCGAACGCAACCGAUUUCGCAAGAAGUUGACCCCCGAGGAGGAGCUGCGGCUGAAGAUGAUACAGCGGGAGAGGGAUCGCGAGAGGAAGCGUAUCAAGCGCAUGAAUCCCGAGUACCGGCGGCUGGAGCAGGAGCGCGAUCGGGACAGAAAAAAGGCGCGGAGGGCGAACGAGGCCUUCCGGCAGCUCGAGAAGCUGCGUGACAAGAUACGCAAGGACCGCAAGAAGGGACUCCUGGUGACCGAUCCCUCACAGCUCCCGCCCGCAUUCGCGGCCACACUACCGCCAGUGCCUGUUGUCAAGCCCGAGGUUGGUCUACCGCCAACCUCCCAGGGCCAGCAACAACAACAACAGCAGCCGCGGUCGUUCGCGCACCCCGCCUUGCCCAUCACCAGCGACACGCUGAUGCCGCAACUGUGCCACCCCAUUCUCCACCCGAACGGCAUCAAGCAGGAGUACGGCCAAGAUGUGUCCGCCUCGGCCAUGGCCGCUGCCCAGGCGGCUGCUCUGGCAUCGCUACGGGGCCAGCAGCACGCGUAGGACGAUCAGGAUCAGGAUAUGGCUCUCAACCUGGAGCCGGAGAUCAUACUGCAGACAGCGCCCGAUGUGAAUCCCGCCCAGCCACAGCAGCACCACUUCACUGCCCACCAGCAGCAGCAGCAGCAGCAGCACUGCAACAUGUUCCAGCACAUGGCAUCGCAGGCCCAUAUGCGGCACAUGCGAUCGGCGGCGCUACCUCCGCCGCCACCCUCUGUGGCACUGCCGUCACCGCCACCACCAGCCACACAUCAGCAGCCACCGCCUCAACAGUUGCAGCAUCCGCAGCAGUGAAAGAUUCUCGCCUUUAGUCUUUAAGCUCAACGCUAGCCAGCUAAUCACAUUUCACACGUUCAUGUGCGCCUACAGUGGGUCUGGAAAGUGCCUCCACACCGGAAAAAUGUUCAACGCAAUGCCCACUGUGCUUAGAGUUGUGAUUA